AUGCGGCAGCUGGCGGAGGCGGCGGCGGAGGCGCUGGGCGACGACGACCCGGAGGUGCGGCCCGCGCUCUUCCAGGGCGACAUGGCCAUCACCAACGAGAUGUAUGAAUAUUGGCGCGUUGGUCUGCGUUGGGAUGUAUUUCCUGAGAAGCUUUGGGAUAACGCUACGGUGCCGUAUGUUAUUAGCCCUCUUUAUGAUCCUGCGGACUACGCCACCAUCUUUCAAGCAAUCACAACAUUAAAGUUUAUGACCUGCAUUCGCUUUGUCCCCUGGGAUGGGAAAGCGAAAGACUUCCUCCUAAUUUGGCCUAUCAAAAAGCCGGCAGGGUGCUGGUCAUUCGUCGGCAAGUUCGGCGGUCCCCAGCUGCUCUCCCUGCAGCCCCCGGACGAGCGCGGCCCCAACUGCUUGGGUGGCGAGGGCCGCGCCAUCCACGAGAUCCUCCACGCGCUCGGCAUCUUCCACGAGCAGUCCCGCGCCGACCGCGACGAGUUUGUCGACGUGCUCUACGAAAAUGUGCUCCCAGGUUUGGAGGUAAAUUUUGACAAGCAGAGUCUGGAAAAUACGACCUAUUCAUUUGAAUAUGACUACGACAGCAUCAUGCAUUAUGGAAAAUACUACUUCAGUAAAGAAAAAGGCAAGCCCACUAUUGUACCUAAGAAGAAAGAUGCCAAGUUGGGCCAAAGAUGGUCAAUGAGCACAACGGACUGCUUGAAAAUUAAUGAUCUCUACGGCUGCUUGGACAAAUCUUCGUAUCAUCAACGAAGAUUCUAUACGCUCUGCCGAAUCAUGGGCGCUUGAUCUCAGACUAAACUUUGCCGUUAUUAUAAUGUCGAGAUGAGAAAGGAAAGUUAUUUAAACAAAUUCUGAAGAUUAUGUCAGUCCCAUUUCUAUAAGGCAGUCAGAAGAAUAUACGUAUAAGAACAAAGAUGGCAAGAAGUACAAUUAAUAAAUGUAAUUGUUUUUUAAUGUCAUGAUGAUAUUUGAAAAUAUUAUGAAUACAUGUUAAGUGCAGUUGAUUUUCAACGUUAAUAAAUG
This is a messenger RNA of Gryllus bimaculatus (two-spotted cricket), 1035 nucleotides long. NCBI's taxonomy places the organism in Eukaryota, Metazoa, Arthropoda, Insecta, Orthoptera, Gryllidae. The record is from the annotation of a GenBank genome assembly.